GUUAGUAAGAGAAGUAAACAACAAGGAGGCAGUGAGAAUCGGUCAGUGUGCAACUAAUUGUACAGCCGGGUAAGAGAGAAACCAAAAGUCAGACAGAGAGAGAGAGAGAGAGAGUGACAGAGAGAAAGUGACCAAGAGAUGUAAAGGUACCCCACAGCCACCACCGCCACCACCACCACCACCACCACCACCAUCAUGAGUGUGCAGGAUACCAAGGUGCCCCUGACAGCCCCGCAGAAGGUGCCCCCUCAUGUGGCCAUGUACCACAGUGCCCCAGGAGAGAAGGGGGUGGGGGGAGGGAAGACCUUCCAGUUUGAGGCCUUGCUCCCCUCUCUCCCCCUCCCCCCUCUGCAGGAGACCCUGGAUCUGUAUCUGGACUCAGUAGGGCCACACCUGUCGCCAGAGGAGCUGCAGGUAACAAGGGCAGUGGUGGACAAGUUUGCAGCAGGUAUAGGACCACAUCUGCACAGGAGGCUGCAGGAGAGGCAGGCACUGAAGAGAAACUGGCUGGAGGACUGGUGGAUGCAUGCAGCCUACCUCACCUUCAGGGAACCCUUACUGCCUUGCAUGAACACCGCAGGGCCCCAUCCUCUUACCAUGACAAACUGGAAGCCUUCAACGGACACUGCAUUUCAGCAUGGCGCCCUGUACCUGUGGGCUGUGCUACAUUUCUAUCAGUUGCUGCGAGAAGAACGUUUCAAGCCACAUGCAACUAGAGAGGGCCAGCCACUCAGCAUGGAACAGUUUCGCUGGAUGUUCAACUGCACACGCAUCCCUGGCCAGUGUGUGGACAGCCUGCACCAUUGCUGGAGGACUAAGGAGGAGGGGCAGUGUCCUCAGCAUUUGGUGGUGCUCUGCAAAGGUCAUAUCUGGUGCCUUGACCCCUGGGAUGCAAAAGGUGACCCCCUCACACCCCCUGAGCUGGAGGUGCAAAUAAGGCAAGUGUGGGACAGCUGCGAGGCGAUGGGGCCGGGCGCAGGUGUGGCGGCCCUCACCUGUGAUAAACGGGAGCUGUGGGCGCAGAAUCGAGACUGGCUGAAAUCACUGAGUCUGGAAAAUAUGAAGAAUUUGGACAUCAUUGAAUCAGCAGCUUUUGUCUUUGUGUUGGACGAAAGCUGCCCUUCUAACAGUGAGGAGGUGGUGUGGGAGGGGUUGUGCGGUGACACCACCAAUCGCUGGGCAGGACAAGUCCAUGUCAGCCAUCUUGACUCGCAACGGCUACAUCAUCUCCAACAAUGACCACACCCCUUACGAUGCGAUGGUGACGGUGGUUGCAACCCAUUACCAGCUGCUACUCCUGGAACACAUGGGGGAGGAAUGGAAUGGGGUGGAGGGUGUGCGGGCUGGCCUACCCCCCACCUCGCCUUCUCAAGAUUGAUGUCGAUGGAAAGCUGACGGAGGCGAUCGCUACAGCCAAGGAAACUGGCAGGGCCUAUACCAGCAACAUCAGCACCCAUCCUUUCAUUUUUUCUGAUUUUGGCCGAGAAUCGCUGCGCCCUCGUCGUUUACACCCAGACUCCUUCGUCCAGAUGGCCCUGCAGCUGGCUUACCUCAGGCUCCACGGCAGGCCAGGCCCCACCUACGAGACAGCCAGUACUCGCCAGUUCUACCAUGGACGGACAGAAACUAUCCGAUCUUGUACUUCAGAGGCCAUCAGCUGGGCCAGGGCCAUGCUAGACUCCGCAGCCUCUACAAGUGAGAGGAGGGAGAAGCUGAUGAAGGCCAUUAAGAGACACAACCAGCUGAGGGAGAGGUGUGAGGCCAACCAAGGAGUGGACAGGCACCUCUUGGGUCUUUACCUGGUUGCGAUGGAGGAAGGAGAGGAAGUGCCAGAAAUAUUCACUGACCCAGCCUUCUGUAGGAGUGGGGGAGGAGGUAACUUCGCCCUCUCUACAAGCAUCGUUGGCUACACUGACUCGUAUGGAGGGGUGGCAGCCAUGACACCUGAUGGAUACGGGUGUUUCUACUCCAUUCAGCAGGACAGGAUUUCCUUCAUCGUGACGUCCUUCGUGGCUUCACAGGAGUCUAACGGCCGGGCCUUCACCGCGGCUGUCACUCAGUCACUUAGAGAGAUGUGGGAGCUGGUUGCAACGCUUCGGUCCUCCCUCUAGUGCAACACACCCUCUGCUUGUUAUUUCCUGGUUUCAUUGUCUUGUCUUGAAGGUUUUUGUGUUUUUUUUAUUGUUUUUGUCAUAUGUUUUAAGGCUUUCGUAAUUGUUUUCCUGUUUCUCUCUCUCUCUCUCUCUCUCUCUCUCUCUCUCUCUCUCUCUCUCUCUCUCUCUCUCUCUCUCUCUCUCUCUCUCUCUCUCUCUCUCUAGUCCCCCCACGCCCUGCUUCUCCCUGUCUGGUAGUCACCUUUUUGUUUCAGUCUUGCCUCGAAGAUUACCCUGUUUGUUUUCCUGUUUUGUCACAUUUCAAGGUUUCUGUUCUUGUUUUUCCUUGUUUUUAGGCUCUCCAGGUCUUCAUAUCCUCUUUUUUUAAUGAUUCUGUUAUCUAUUUUCUCGUUCUGUCCUGUGGUUUCCAAGUUUCUGUUGCUCUAACGUAAAACAAACAAGAGGCGAAGCGCAAUGGGAGUGUCAGAUUACAAGACUUCUGGUCGGUACUGUACAGCUUUGGCCACCUCAAGUCGCUAAACAUAGCAAGUCGCUAAGCAGUGGCAGUGAGCCUCAGGGUACGAGACUUCCGGCCGUGAUUAUCUCUGGCCACUGUGAGUCACCCUGGGGCUCUGUCAGGCUACAAGUCAUGUAUGCUAUGGUUGUGUUUUAGAAUACAUUGUUGUUUUUAUUAUUUCGUCUUAUAUUAUUAUUAUUAUUAUUAUUAUUAUUAUUAUUAUUAUUAUUAUUAUUAUUAUUAUUUAUAUAUUAUGUACUUUCUUUUCUUCAUUGGCAUCAUAUCUGUCCAUUUUCAUUAAGUCCUCUAUAUCUUCCUUCGUUCCUUCUACACUUCUCUUCCUCCACUUAAGAAUUCAUAGAAACGUAAUAUUUAAAUUAUCUUACUAUGGUAUAUUUAUGGGUUCCACAAGUUAUUAUUAUUAUUAUUAUUAUUGUUAUUAUUAUUAUUAUUAUUAUUAUUAUUAUAAUUAUUAUUAUUAUUAUUAUUAUUAUUAUUAUUAUUAUUAUUAUUAUUAUUAUUAUUGUAUAUCUAUUUUUUCUCGAUUUUAUUCUUAUUCGUAUUAUUCAUCAUUUGUUUUAUUUGUUUUAUUUAUCAUUUGUUUUAGGAAUGUUUAUGUUUUGUUGUAUUAUGCUUCUAAAACUGUAUUAGAUUUUGUUUUUCUACUACUACUGCUACUGAUACUACUACCCUUCUUUUAAGCCGUUAUUUUUAGUGUGUUUUAUCUACUACUACGACUACUACUACUACUAAUUUUGUCAUUUUUAGUAUUCCAGUAUAUUUUACAUCUACUGCAACACAACUUUGUAAAAAAAAAAAUAGCAUAUUGUUUAUUUAAUAUUUUUCAUUACUUUAAAAAAAAUGCAGGUCAAGGUUAUAUUAUGUCAGUUUAGUCGUAGUGGUAACAGUUAAUAUUUUGUUCCAUUGUUACUCUGAGUGAUGGUAACGCACUGCACCACCCCCCCUGUAAGCCUGCCACCACCAUAUUGCAGAUAUAGUGUUAGAAAAUGUUUGUGGCAGUGAGGCAGGCGAGGAUACACGGACAUUGCAAGUUAGUAACACCCUCCCACUCGUUCACUUGUUUUGUGUUGAGUCCCGCAUGAAACCUUCCUUCCUCCCUCUCUGUUUGACCAGCCAGCCAGUGAAUGAGUGGUUAUAGUUGUAAUAGUAGCAGUUAUAGUUCUUGUUGUAGCAGAAGGAAGAGGAAUGAAGCUGGUAAAGAAAGGAAGGAGAAAGGAGGCAUAAGAAAUAAAAGAAAUGGAGAGGAAAUAAAGCAAGGAAGACAAAUAAAAGGAUAGAAAUAGAGGAAAGGAUUAAGGAAGGGAGAAGAAAGGAGAAAGGCAAGAAAAUGGAAUAGAAACGAGAAAAAGAUGAAAGAAAUGGGAAUGAUCAAGGAAGGAAGGAAAAAGGGGGAGAAAAGGAAAAUCAUUAAGAAAGGAAGGAAGGAGAAAGUUUACUGCACGUCUCAACACAAGACCAACCAGGGAGAGCGCAUUAGUCUAGCAGUGUUACCAUGUCCCCGUGUCCUCACCUGCUUCAGUUACUGCCACACACUUCACGAGUCUAAUUAAGUGAAAAUUAUUUAACUCUAAAAUGUUCACUGUAGUUUAUAUCCUUGGAAAAAAAAAAAGUUGGGAUUGGCAUAAAUUAUUGUUACGUAAGUUUUGCUUGUUAUCUAAAUAUUUGCUAUACCUUAAGAAUACUUGCGGAUUUAGUCAUUUCACUUAACUAAAAUGAAAAAAAAAAUAUAAGUGCAUAAAAAAGUUUAAAUUCCACCUGUCCUCCAGCUUACAGUUUCCCUACCCCCAAAAAAAUAAAUAAAUAAAUGAAUGAAAAGUAAAUAAAUCCCCCUACAUAAAAACAAACAAACAAACAGCACCAUAUUUACAUCCCACUAUAAAAUAUACCAGAAUUUAUUCCUACGCCUUUUAUAUCUAUUCAUUCAUUUAUUUUAUUUAUUUAUUUAAUUUAUUUAUUUAUUUACAGUGUUUUGAGUGUAUCGGAGAGUAAUCCAAUGCCAUGUCUAUACAAUCCCCAAAGCACUAAACUACGUAAACUAAACAUUUAAUCUCCCUUGAAACACACACACACACACACACAAUGUCAUAAAAACAAUGCAAUCAGUUAAUAAGAAACACUCGUAUUUUGGAGAGUUUUACAAGGGUGUGUUUAUGUCUUGCAAAUAAACUUAUAAUUAAGAUGUGAACUUUUCCUCCAGCACAAGUGAAUCUAUAUAGAAAGUGUUAAGUGGCCUCUCUCUCUCUCUCUCUCUCUCUCUCUCUCUCUCUCUCUCUCUCUCUCUCAUCUUCCUUAUACUGCAUUUAUAAUUUCUUUCUCUUCCUAACAAUUCAUUCCAUCUCUUCUUCCUUCACUCUUUUUUUUUUUUAUUAUCAAUCAACAAUUUAAUUAUCUCAUUCAUUUGGUUCAAUCUUUUCUUCCAUGCUCUUCAUCACCCCUUCUCCUCCUCCUCCCUUUCUUCCAUGCCUUUCAUUAUCACUUCUUCCCUUCCUCCCUUUCUUCCACGCCCUUCAUCAUCACUUCUCCUCCUCCUCCUUCCUUUCUUCUAUAUGUCCUUCAUCAUCACUUCUUCCAUUCUUCCACGCCCUUCGCCACCUCUUCAUCCUCCUCCUCUUUCACCUUUAGACUCGCAUAGACAAAACAGGUGUAGUGAAGGCAGGUGUGUUAUUGGGGGCACGUCUGGACACUCAUGGCAGAGAGAGCAAAGACAUAUAUAUUUAUUAAGAGAAAAAAGUGAAAAUAUCUUGAGAUGAUAACAAAUAACAAAUGAAAAAGGGAAGCCCCGUUACAGAGGCAAAUCUUCCUGAUAUUCACCAGAUUGUAUUUGAAUUUCUGAGUGAUAUUAAAUUUCCCAUUUCUUUUUUGUCAAACUUUUAUACACAUGCAAACCUGUGGAUCUUGGUCAAUGAUCCUUGGUCUUGGUCUGGGCGGCGCGCCUCAGGGAGUCAAGGUUGGCCACAUCUCUCAGCCAGCAGGACUCCAAACAAACGAGGCAGGCGAGGAGGGCAGUGCUUGGGCAUUUGUGGAGAGACGCUGAUUGGUGAAGACGUGCCGCUCCUCAUCUUCUGUCUUGUUGCUGCUGCGGUGGGUGUUGCAGGACGCCCAUCACACCCCAAGACUGCAGUAGUGGUGUUGACCCGUGCAGCCAGGGUUUGGACGGCAAGCACCAGCCAGUGCCAUAAGACAAGGACAGUGAACAACCGAUUGCUGCCGCCACCUGCACCCCAUGAAGACAAUGGCCUGCUCUUCCGCUGCUUCUAAGAGGGCCCGCUCUCCGUCGCCGCCUGCAGACCAAGCCAGCGCCCAGGCCACCAUCUUGCUUGUCACCGAAGACUGUCUGGCCCCACCAAGGGUCCCUGCAGGACUGGAUACUGUGUGUGCUGACGGGAGUGGUGCUGUGGUGGAGGCCGUGAGACCGGGCAGCAGCAUGAGUGGCUGGUGGCAGCAGCAGCAGCAGCACAGAGGAGAGAGCACAUUUGAGUGCCAGCAGUGUCCCAGAAGUUUUAAAUCAGAAAGUGGCUUUAAGUACCACACCCUGACACACACUACUGGAAAUUAUGAUUGUGAUGAGUGUGGGAGGAAAUUUAGUGAUAGGUCUUCUCUUGUCAAACACAUACCGAUACACCCUGGUUUUAGAAAUCAUGAAUGUUUAGAAUGUGGAAAGAAAUUUACCUUAAAGUCUGACCUCACCACACACAGCCUGAGACACCGUGGCAUUAGGAAGUAUGAGUGUGGUGAAUGUGGGAGAAAAUAUAUUGACAGGUUUUCUCUCAUUAAACACACCCUGACACACAAUGAUGAUAGGAAUUAUGAGUGUGUUAAUUGUGGGAAGGAAUUUAGUGACAGUUCUUCCCUUGUUAAACACAUCCCAACACACAAUGGCUUUAGAAAUCAUGAAUGUUUGGAAUGUGAAAAGAAAUCUAUCCUAGGGUCUGACCUCAACACACACAGCCAUUGUGAUGGAGAUUGUGAGAGUGGUGAGUGUGGAAGGAAAUUUAUCCAAAAGUCCUCUCACACCACACACAUCCUGACACACAGUGGUGAUAGGAAUUAUGAGUGUGGGAAGAAAUUUGCCCAAAAGCCAUCUCUCACCUCACACACCCUGACACACAGUGAAGAUAGGAAUUAUGAGUGUGCUACAUGUGGGAAGAAAUUUAAUGACACUUCCUCUCUCAUCAAACACACCCUGACACACAGUGGUUUUGGAAAUUAUGAGUGUGAUGAGUGUGGGAUGAAAUUUACUCUGCAGUCACACCUCACUAGUCACACCCUGACACACAGUGGUAUUUGGAAUUAUGAAUGUGAUGAGUGUGGAAUGAAAUUUAGCGACAGGUCUUCCCUCGUCAAGCACAUCCUGACACACAGUGGUGUUAGAAAUCAUGAAUGUUUAGAUUGUGGAAAGAAAUUUACCUUAAAGUCUGACCUCACCACACACAGCCAGACACACAGCAGUAAUAGGAAGUAUAAGUGUGAUGAGUGUGGGAGAAAAUUUACCCACAAGUCUAACUUCACUACACACAUCCUGACACACAGUGGUUUUAGGAAGUAUAAGUGUGAUGAGUGUGGGAAGAAAUUUAGCCAAAAGUGUAACCUUGCCACACACAUCCAGGCACACAGUGCUGUUAGGGAUUAUGAGUGUGAUGAGUGUGGCAAAAGAUUUCCUACCAUUUAUAAGCUUGAUAGACAUGCCUUCAGACACACUGAGGUGAGGAAGUUCAAGUGUGAUGAUUGUGGCAAGUGUUUCAAGACAAAGAGUGACAUUGCCAAGCACGUUAAGAUCCACCUUUGAGGUGGUGUGUUGUGUGGACGAGUGGGGCCACACCUGUGUCAGUUGUGGUGGUGGUCAGUGUGUAAAGUCUGUGGUGGUGGGCAGUGUGUAAAGUCUGUGAUGGCAGCCGUGCCCAUCCAUGUGCUGUGAGGUAGUAAUAGUCCCAGCAGCUUUGUUGGCACAGUAUGUGUCUUUCAAUAAAUGUGUUUAUAUAGAUC
Scylla paramamosain (green mud crab) is the source of this 7614-nucleotide messenger RNA. Its product is annotated as zinc finger protein 84-like. Bases 196 to 1239 code for a protein of 347 amino acids. Gene Ontology annotation, cellular component: peroxisome. Gene Ontology annotation, molecular function: RNA polymerase II cis-regulatory region sequence-specific DNA binding; DNA-binding transcription factor activity; carnitine O-octanoyltransferase activity. Gene Ontology annotation, biological process: regulation of transcription by RNA polymerase II. The record is from RefSeq and is a predicted model, not a curated record. Lineage: Eukaryota; Metazoa; Arthropoda; Malacostraca; Decapoda; Portunidae. The transcript is spliced from 18 exons.